UUCUCUGCAGUGGAUAUGGCGUCACUGAAAAGUGUAGGAGUCGAGAAACUUCAUCCAUGUAAAUAACGUCAGUACGAAAGCUGUGUGGCAGGGUUUAAGUGGCGAUAUACAGAUUAAUGAUUAAGUAUUAACCUGCUGGUUUUCAAGCAUGCCCCGGAAGAAGCCAUUUAGCAACAAACAAAAGAAGAAACAGCUACAAGUUAAACGGGAGAGAAAGAGAGGUGACACGGGUUCUGGACCGAGCAGCCGGAAUGCCAGUAUCGAAAGAGGAGGGGAACGACAGUCCGAUACAUCAGACAGUGAGACCACUGAUGUUAGAAAAAUAAACCAGCAACCCUUUAGCAGAGAAGGCAGAUAUGACCCCAACCGGUUCCGACUGCACUUUGAGAAAGAGAGUAAAGAGGAUGUGGAAAAGAGGAAGAAGGUGGCCAGAGAAAAGGUGCUGCAGCCAGUCUCAGACAAAGAACUAGAGGUUGACAUCAAUGACAUCUAUCCCUCAGAGAAAGGUCUUGGUUUCCCACGACGGCCGCCCUGGAAUUAUGAGAUGACGCGGGAGAGCCUACUUAGGAAAGAGGAGAAAUCAUACCGAGACUACCUGGAUGACCUGCACUCCAGAAACCCCCUGGGCACCCUCAGCCACUUUGAGCACAAUCUUGAGACAUGGAGGCAGUUGUGGAGAGUGCUGGAGAUGUCUGAUGUCAUUCUGCUUAUUGUGGACAUCAGGCACCCGGUGCUGCAGUUCCCUCCAGUCCUCUACCAUUAUGUCACAGGAGAUCUACAAAAGCAGGUGAUCCUGGUGUUGAACAAAGCUGACCUAUGUCCUCCCCCACUCGUGAUUGCGUGGAAGCACUACUUGACCUCUCAGUUCCCCCACCUGCAAAUAGUCUGCUUCACCUCUCACCCUGGACAGCCAUACAGCACAGUGCUCCAGAAGAAGAGGAUGAGGAGGAAAGCUGACUGGAGUAAGGCUGGAGGUCCUAUAGAUAUCCUGAAGGCUUGUCAGGACAUCACAGCUGGAAGAGUUGACCUGACUAGCUGGGAACAGAAGAUCCAGAGAGAUGCAGUUGCAGAAAGGCUUGAUGGGGAUUUGGCAGAUGACGCAGCCGAUUCAGUGCUGGUGGAGCAUCAGAGUGAUAGUGCUAUGGAGAUGAGCAAUCCAUCAGAGGAACUAUACAAAGAUGGAGUUCUCACAUUGGGAUGUAUAGGCUUUCCAAAUGUUGGGAAAUCAUCCGUAAUAAACAGCUUGGUAGGGAGGAAGGUGGUAAGCGUGUCUCGAACCCCAGGCCACACCAAAUACUUCCAGACCUACUACCUCACCCCGACAGUCAAACUGUGUGACUGCCCUGGGCUGGUCUUUCCAUCCCGUGUCACGAAACAGUUACAGAUUCUGGCAGGGAUCUACCCAGUGUCUCAGCUGCAGGAGCCGUACAGCUCAGUGGGUUACUUGUGUGAAAGGACCCCCUUCCUCUCUGUGCUAAAGCUCAAACAUCCUAGUUUGCUGGAGAAUGAAUCCCAACAUGUAAAUCAAGGGUCUGAAGAGUUCAGCUGGACGGCCUGGGAUGUUUGUGAGGCAUGGGCAGAGAGGAGAGGAUAUAAAACGGCAAAAGCAGCUCGCAAUGAUGUUUACCGUGCGGCUAACAGCCUCCUGCGGCUAGCAAUUGAUGGCAGAUUGUGUCUGUGCCUCAGACCACCUGGCUACAGCUGCCUGAGAGAGCAUUGGGAAAACCACCCAGACUUGCCAGAGAUUAUGGCUCUACAAGGAAGGAUGACCGAGGAGGUGGCGGGAGACAGGGAGGAUGAGGACGAUGGAGAGUCGAGCACUGAGCCAGAGGAGGAGAGAGACCGUGAUGCAGAUGAUGACGAGGACGGAGAUGAUGAAGAUGAGGGUUUUGGACAUCCAAGGCGCAAGGACAACAAGCCAUCCAGCUUUACUGUCAACAUGUACGAUGUCCUUCGGGAAAACGAGUGUGAGUAACAGCUGAGGAGCAGACAAAUGGGAAGAAAUACGUAGUUUCGCUUUCCUAAAUGUUCUCCUCCUCCACCAUAAACCUGCAUUCCUUCCUUUGUCCGUAUUAACUCAUCAUGUCCUGCUCUCUAUAUUAACAUGAUCUACUGUAAUUUAUUCAUUUACCCUGUUUCCCUAUAAUAGACAUGUAUUUCAUGCUGUGCCUCUGAUCUGCUUAUUCUUCAGUGAUGCUUCUAGGAAUGGCUUGGUUUGGUUUAAUCUCUAAUUUUGCAUGUAGUUCCCUGAGACAAACAAACAAAGUAAGUUCCCUCAGCCUGGAAUAAUCCUCUGCUUUUCAAUCUUCUUUACUGAUAAGUGACCUCACAGUUGUCAUGCCAAAGUUUAGCAAAGCAUGGGAAAACAAAUAAGAUGCACUGCUGAUAUGAUGUCACUCACUGGAGCAGCCACUUGGCUCUCAGAGCAGCUGAAGAUUUAGGACCAUGACUUUAAAUCUUCUUUAUAGACCAUACUAUGUCUCAACUUUGGUUGAUGGGUGUGGGAGGGGAUGUGGGAGAUUCAAACCCAAAUUUCACACACUGUUGCUUUUACCCAUAUUACAACUCAGAAGUCAAUUUCUCUGAACUUGGUUUUGAUUUAAGCUAAAGUCCAUCUGAGUGUGGUGUAAUGUUUGGUGUGGUUCUACACAGUCCAUAUGGUUCCUAAGUCCUGUAUUGCUGGACCAGGUUGUAUUAACCUGUAGUGUUUUAACUACUACAAAUACGAUUCCUAGAAACUGAGUGCAGCAUAUGGCCACACUCCAUUAGCAGGUUUUUAUACUGAUGAAAGUAGAGUGAGUCUCAUUCGAUUCAAACUGGUAAAACAGCUGAUGGAAUAUUUUUGGGACACCAUUUUGGUUUCUUUAUACCACAGAUGUAGUUUAUUUUAAGCUACGGGCAGCAGUUUUUCUUAAGUCUCAUCAUUUAGGAUCUGGUUAAAAAAAAACAACACUCAGAACAUAACUUCUGUAAACGGAGCUGAGCCAGCUGUUUGCCGCUUUAUCCUGCUAUGCUAAGCUAUCUGGUUUCUAGCUAUGGCUCAGAAGUGAUGUCCAGUUUUUCAUUUAUUCAUGUAUUUCCAAGCAACAUUUACCAAAUUGUUGAGCUGUUUGUUUAACAGCUCUCCAUCUGUCCUUCAUUAUAAAUAGCAUUGUACACUCCAUCUUCAUUCUUAACAGCCUCCUGCAGAUGUUCAGUCAGCUGUUUCCGUCUUUCUCUUGUAAAAACUGACAUUUUAGCUGUUUGGCCAGUCUCUUUGAGUGACGACCUGCUACAAGCCUGAGUGCCGUAUUAACUGUGUGCUGUUGUUGGACCUUAGUCAUGUGUUGAUGGAGGGGACUCUACAGCACAGUGCUGUGUUACCAUGUAAUGCAUCACACUGCAGCCACAUGCACUUUCAAAUCAAAUACUCAACACUACCAUGCUGUUGGAAACACAACAGACCUUAGAUUGUGUUGAUGUGGAUUUCUGUUUUUUUUUUUUGGAAUUAUUUAAACUGGAGAGUGAAGUAAGAAGGUGUGUUCAGGCUAUUUGCUGCAUUCCUCAUUUCAUUCCUAGUCUGCCUAAAGGUGAACUGGACUGUUUCUGGAUUAAAGGAAAAAUAAUUCAGUAA
Messenger RNA from Betta splendens (Siamese fighting fish), 3613 nucleotides. It is a transcript of the gene gnl1, whose product is annotated as guanine nucleotide binding protein-like 1. Bases 149 to 1975 code for a protein of 608 amino acids. Gene Ontology annotation, molecular function: GTP binding; GTPase activity. The record is from RefSeq and is a predicted model, not a curated record. Lineage: Eukaryota; Metazoa; Chordata; Actinopteri; Anabantiformes; Osphronemidae. The transcript has 12 exons.